AUGGCAACUUCUGAAAAGGAUGUUUUCCAUCGGAAUAAACACGUCAAAUUUUUCCAGCGAUGUCUACAGGUUCUGCCCGAGAGAUACGCAUCUUUGGAUACAAGCAGGAUGACUGUGGCAUUCUUUGCCAUAUCCGGACUAGACAUACUGAAUGCUAUGGAGGUCCUGGACAAGGAUAAACCAGACAUUAUUGAGUGGAUUUAUUCACAGCAAGUUCUUCCAGACAACAAAGAUUCCAACAUUGGCAUGUGUGGUUUUCGGGGUUCAUCUACAAUUGGAAAUGCCUUUGAUUAUAGAGAGGCUCAGCACACUGUCAUCCCGUAUGACAGUGGUCACAUUGCCAUGACAUACACAGCCUUAGCCAUGCUGCUCAUACUCGGGGAUGACCUGUCCAGGGUCAACAAAAGGGCUGUGGUGGAGGGACUGAAAAGCCUACAGCUACCUGAUGGCAGUUUCUGCCCAGUUCCUGAAGGCAGCGAAAACGACAUGAGAUUUGUGUACUGUGCAUGUUGUAUCAGUUACAUGAUUGCUGACUGGUCUGGGGUGAACAGAGACAAAGUAAAGAAGUAUGUCAAGAACAGUCUGUCUUAUGAUGGAGGCAUUGGUCAAGGUCCCGGGUUGGAGGCGCAUGGGGGCUCAACAUUCUGUGCUAUAGCUUCACUAAUACUGAUGGAUGAGUUGGAGAAUACAUUUACUCCAAAAGACUUGAAGAGAAUAAAAACCUGGUGUAUUCUGCGGCAGCGAUCCGGCUUCCAUGGCCGACCAAACAAACCAGUUGACACCUGUUACUCUUUUUGGGUGGCAGCCACACUGCAGCUUUUAGGCCUAUUUUCUCUGACAGACUUCAGCUCUAACAGAACUUACAUACUGUCUACCGAGGGUCAUAUCACAGGGGGAUUCUCCAAGUGGCCAGAUCAUAGCCCGGAUGCCCUUCACACUUACUUCGGGAUAUGUGGCUUGUCACUGCUGAGGGAGUCAGGACUAAACCAGGUUCAUGCAGCCCUCAAUCUCAGCCAGCGGGCAGCCGAUCAUCUCAAUAAUAUUCACAGGCAGUGGGGGGAGAAGCCAUCCUGAGGGAGAAGAAAUACCUGUGUCUUGAGGGUCACGGAGCAGGCCACCGUAGGCAUACUGACACCACUGCAUGUGACAGGUCUCCAGAAGCCAUGUGCCAUUCCUGAACUUACAAAAAAGUUUGUAGUGGUUAACAGAUAUCAAGUUGAAGACUGAGUGUGAGGAAAGCUUUGCUGUGGUUGACAUAUGAGGUGAAAGAUUGAGUGUGAGGAAAACUUUUCUGUGGUUGACAGAUGAGGUUAAAGAUUGAGUUUGACGAAAACCAUAAUAUGGUUAACAACUAUGAGGUUUAGGUGUUGCGUGUGAGGGAAACCUUUCUGUGGUUAUGAUUAGAAAAUACCACAUCACUCCAAAUGAUUGACUACUGUCCGACUUAAAAGUCGGUUUACAUGUAAAAGUAUAAAGUGAAAUGUAAACAUUAUAAAUAUUUUGGGGACUAACCAUUGAACAGUUUUGAAGAAGAAAUAAUCAGAUAGGCCAAAUUUUUCCUUUUUGUCAUGUGCUGAGAACAAAGAGACCAAUUUCUUGGAAUUUACAUACUCAAUCAAUACCAUUGUCAGCUAUAUCAUGCAGUUUUGUGCUACAGUAUGUAAGAGCUCUGUGUCUUAUGAAAAAUAAACCUGGCCUAUCCCAAACGAAAUGUAAAACAAAUGACCACAAAAUGUUAAAUGAUAUUUUUUUAAUAGGAUGACUUUGGUAUGUUGUGAUGUCAACAUGUUUGUUUGUUUGUUGUGCUCUUGUUUGAUACUUGAGGUGCACUAGUUUAAUCUUGAUUAAACUGUCCUGUCCACAAGUAAUUCACAAUGUUUGUAUGAUAGUGCAAAAUUGUGACAGUUAUUUUUGUGAAAAAAGCCAAAACAGUAUACUGUGCUGAUGUCCCCAGGAUAUCUGGGUGUGUGGGAAACUGUCAUUGCUGAAAGAUUGUCAAGCCAGAGUUGUAGUCCCAGACUGACACUCUCCAAGGCCACCCAGCUAACCAGCUGAUCACAACACUAUGACAGAGGAUGCCUAUCCAUGACUGAUCACAACACUAUGACAGAGGAUGCCUACCCAUGACUGAUCACAACACUAUGACAGAGGAUGCCUACCCAUGACUGAUCUCAACACUAUGACAGAGGAUGCCUAUCCAUGACUGAUCACUGGGCUGGUGUGUCGUUCACAUAAGUACACACUUGUAACAACUAUAACAGAUCACAUAUACCUUUGUCUUGAGCAUAGCUUCACCAGAAGAAGAAAACAAAAAAUAAAUCUCUAAUAAAUAAUGAAUGUUUGUCCAUAAAAUGUAUUUUACACUUUUCAUUUGUUUAUUUAUUUAUUUGAUUGGUGUUUUACACCAAGAAUAUUUCAUUUAUACGACAGCGACCAGCAUUAUGGUGGGAAGAAAGCGGGCAGAGCCCGGGGGAAGCCCACAACCCACCGCAGACUGCUGGCAGACCUUUGCAUGAAUGGCCAGAGAGGAAGCCAGCAUGAGCUGGACUUGAACUCACAGUGAUCGCAUUGGUCAGAGGCUCCUUGGUCAUUAAAUUGCACUAGCUAACCAACUGAACAAGAAAGGCCCCCACUUUUCAUGUAACUGAUAUAUAUUUACUAAUAAUGAAAAACACAGGUACAAGUA
Liolophura sinensis is the source of this 2686-nucleotide messenger RNA. Its product is annotated as geranylgeranyl transferase type-1 subunit beta-like. Bases 1 to 1074 code for a protein of 357 amino acids. Gene Ontology annotation, biological process: protein geranylgeranylation. NCBI's taxonomy places the organism in Eukaryota, Metazoa, Mollusca, Polyplacophora, Chitonida, Chitonidae. Gene Ontology annotation, cellular component: CAAX-protein geranylgeranyltransferase complex. Gene Ontology annotation, molecular function: CAAX-protein geranylgeranyltransferase activity. The record is from RefSeq and is a predicted model, not a curated record. The transcript has 9 exons.